This is a messenger RNA of Colletotrichum karsti, 1941 nucleotides long. Its product is annotated as fungal specific transcription factor. The transcript is spliced from 5 exons. The coding region runs from base 1 to 1941 and encodes 646 amino acids. The record is from RefSeq and is a predicted model, not a curated record. Lineage: Eukaryota; Fungi; Ascomycota; Sordariomycetes; Glomerellales; Glomerellaceae. Gene Ontology annotation, biological process: DNA-templated transcription. Gene Ontology annotation, molecular function: zinc ion binding; DNA binding.
AUGGAGCGCCUGGUAGAGGAGCUUCAAGAGCCGAAAGAAUCCACUCCAAAGAAGACACGGAAGCAGAGCACUCAAGUCUUGACGCCUGAAGAGCCCCCGGUCACCACCAAGCCGGCUCGAUCGAGCAUAAGCGUGGCCACGACAGGCCCUGCUCAGCGCUCACCAUCAUAUCCACCCUCACCAGCCUCAAGCUCAUCACGAACGACGAGGCCGUACUAUGCCGGGGCGUCAGAGGGCACAGUUGGGGUCUCGGGCCAAUGCUCUCUCUUUUCUAUUGAGGGAAUCACCAAGAUCGACACAUUAGUUGGUGACAAGCGCUUCUCCGAAGCUGUUCGAGCGCUCCUGCGAAGGAUACGAAGUUUCGCGCCCCAAAGAAGUCUUAACUUUGCUUCUUCCCCCAGAGACUACCCCUUCCCUCCUAACGAUGUCAUCAUCGGGUGUAUGAACGACUUCUUCAGAAAUCUCAACCAUGGCAUACGCCUCUUGCAGGAAAACAAGGUCCGCUCCGCAGUUCACGCUUACAUGUACGGCCAGCCGUGCAACGAGCCGGGAUGGAGGCUAGCACUCAACGUCAUCCUCGUGCACUCGAUGCGAUCGCGUGACUGGGCCGGCGACUCGAAGGAGUAUGAGCAUUAUCUCAACAACGCCCUCGCCCUGAUCCCGAACGCCAUCCUCGAGACCCCGAACCCGAUGACGAUAGGGGCUCUACUUUCACUUGCAAUGUACUUUAUCUUCGAGGCCGAGAACCACAUCGCGAUAUCCAUUCUGGCCUUCGCGAUCCAGUUCAUCCUGCUCGCAGGCUACCACAACCCAGACCACCCCUUCAAGUCCAUGCUCUCCGAGGCCGACAUCCUCCACCGCCGCCGCCUCUUCUGGCAAGCCUACGUGCUCGACCACGACCUCAUGCUGCGCAUCGGCAAGCCCCCCCUCAUCACCGACGACUUCCUCAUCGACCUGCCGGAGGAAUUCCCCCUGGACGGCUACGCGGUGUACUACUUCCCGGGCAACGUCACGCUCAGCUACUUCCACCAGCAGGUCCGCCUGUCCCGGAUCCAGGGCCACAUCUACUCGAAGCUGUACUCGCAGAGCGGCAGCAUCGUCUCGGCCGCGGCCCUCGAGCACGAGAUCGCGCAGCUGGACGCGGAGCUGCAGGAGUGGCGCGAGGGGAUCCCGGAGAUGAUCCGCCCCGAGCCGUCGAUGGAUCUGGUCGACGCGGACUACAACCGGAUGAUGUGCCUGAGCGUGCUGCAUUUCAUGUACUUCCAGAUGGUCGUCGCCAUCCACUCGGCGGCGUUCAGGUUGCCGCUGCUCGAUGAGGAGCAGGACUCUAUGAAGCCUAGCGUGGCGCUCUGCGUCAAUGCUGCGAGGGCUACUAUUGCGCUGCUGAGACAUCAGCGGCUCAGUCAUCCAUUCACAAUUUACCUCCUGUAUCAGGUCGCAUGGAGCGUCGACAUUCUCUUCGUCAAUAUCCUUGAAAACAGGACGCAGUGCAGUGCGCUUCAGGACCUCGAACUCAUCAAGAUGAUCCUUGAAUUUUUCGAGAGCUACGACGCCAAUCACCAGAAAGUAGCCUCUUACCACAUCAUCAAAGUCCUCUACGAAGUCGCCUCUUCAGUCGUCGUGGGCCUCGCCGAAGCUUGCACCUUGGCUCCGCCGACGACAACGACGGCGCCAAUACCGUAUCCCCAGCCUCUCGGCACGGAGACCGCAGGCGGCAUUGGCGUCCCUCCCACCACCACGACGUCUCCCUUGAUGAUGUCUGGGCUGGAGUUCGGCGGGGACUGGGGUAACAUCUCCCUAGGCGGCCACGAUUGGAUGACGGCGGGGUUCUUGCAGAUGGCGGAAUGGGGUCUGCCGGUCAAUCCGCAAUCUGUGUUGCAACCGUUCCCAGGUGCUGAGCCGCCGAUGAAUGGGGAUGGGGGGAUGAAUGGAUCGAAUUGA